AUGGCCAUGUUUUUCUCCUCUCCGUCAUAUAUGCGAAGUGUAGUCAAAUGGAACGAAGAGCGCUUUGGGCGGACUUGGAGACUACGGGGAAUAUUGCUCCCUGUGGCUUCUCUGUGGGGAUUGGCGGCCGCCCACGACCUUUCUCAGCCAUGGAAGAAUUCAAUCAGUGUGUCCAAUCCUGCGGUGUUGGCUCGCACUACUUCGGACCACUCUCCUCUGAUUAUUAAGACGGGAGUAGACCUCUCUAGGUAUGGCCCUAGUCCUUUUCGUUUUCAGUAUAUGUGGACUGAUCACUCUGAUUUCUAUAGUUUUGUGGAGGGGGUUUGGAAGAGUGAGGGGUUUGGUUAUGGGUUAGUUAACCUUUCGUUUAAAUUGAAAAAGAUCAAGGUGGCUUUAAAAGAGUGGAACAAAAGGGUUUUUGGUAAAACUGACACAAUAAUAAAAGAAUUAGAGGACCGCAUUGAAACCUUGGAUUCCCGUCUUCAAGCCUCCUUUAACGAUGAGGAUGAUAAGGAACUCUUAAAGUCCAAGCUGGAUCUCUCAGCUUGGAGGGAAAGAGAGAAUACUAGGCUUGCUCAUCUGACCAAAAAGAGUUGGCUCAAAGAUGGGGAUCAGAACUCCAAAUUUUUUCAUGCGUUAUUGAAUGCCAAAAACCAGAGAAGAGUGCAGAACAUGUGUUUGUCAAAUGGGACUGUUUUAUCUACCCCUUUUGAAGUUCAUAAAGCUACAGUGGACUAUUUUCAAGAUUUGUUGGGUCAGUCGAGCACUAGUGUCUUACCGGACUUAAAUGACCUGAUCUCUCCAAUUAUUACUAAUGAGGAGAACCUGGCCAUUGGCAGAGUCCCUACCAUAGAGGAUGUUAAGGAUGCCCUCUUUACCAUUCCCAUUGAAAGUAGCCCCGAGCCUGAUGGCUUCGGCUCGGGUUUUUUCAGAUGCUAA
Molecule: messenger RNA, 939 nt
Organism: Juglans regia (Persian walnut)
Lineage: Eukaryota; Viridiplantae; Streptophyta; Magnoliopsida; Fagales; Juglandaceae
Exons: 3
Coding region: 1-939 (312 amino acids)
Source: RefSeq, a predicted model, not a curated record